UUCACACAUGUCAUCCUUUUUUCAUAAAUAGUGUGGUACCGUUUCCCACUCUUCAUAUCUAGUCUAUUUUUUCAAUAAAUACUAUAUCUCUUCUCAUUUCUCACAAUAUCUAAAUUUUCCAACCAACUCUCUUUAAACAACAAAAAUGGCUAGAAGAGUAAGUUUCAGCCCGGGCAUCGAUGGUAUGCCAUCACCUUUAUACUUCACAAAACACAAUCAUGAUAUCGAUAAACCCAACAUGAUAUCAGAGCCGAUGAUUAAAAUAUGGGCUUUUCGGCCACGAAAGAACUCAGGUUUUUCCGCCAUGAGAUUUCUAGGUAGAAUCAAAGCUAAAGUUGCACGAGCAUUCGGUUUGGUGUCAUCUUCUUCACGUAAAAUAUCAUCAUCAUCAUCGGAUGAUUCUUCAUCAUGCAAGAAUAUUUAUUGUAGUAGUUUAGAAAGAUCAAGAUCGUAUGUUGAAGCUUUGGAUUCACAUAGAGCUCAAGCCAUUGAAGAUUGUAUUCAAUUCUUGCAUUCUUCUUCUUCUUCUAAUUCUUCUUCCUCUUUUCAGAGGUCUAAAUCAGUAUCUGCCUUUUCUUAUUAAUAUUUGUUUAAAGAAUUAAAAAUAUUUAUUUCAUGUGGUUUAUUAGUCUAGAUAAACUGUAAAUCAAUUAGAAAAUGGUAGAAAAGAAAUUUUGUAGUACUAGUUUGAACUUUUCAAUGUUCUUGAUUUUUAUUCACCGUAAAUUUAAUCAUAUAU
Erigeron canadensis is the source of this 739-nucleotide messenger RNA. RefSeq lists its product as uncharacterized. NCBI's taxonomy places the organism in Eukaryota, Viridiplantae, Streptophyta, Magnoliopsida, Asterales, Asteraceae. The record is from RefSeq and is a predicted model, not a curated record. Bases 146 to 583 code for a protein of 145 amino acids. The transcript has a single exon.